AUGAUGCGUCAGCUCCACUACGGGAUGUUGGAACACGUAACGGACGACGGGGCCGUUUCCGAAGCAUUGGCAGUGACCGGCGGAGUGAAACGGGGCGGCGUACUCGCUCCACUUCUCUUCAACUUAACGUUUGUUGCCGUGCUGAUCGACGCCUACGAUAACGAGGUCCUUGGGAUAUGCAGCGCCUACAGGGCUGACGGGGAUCUUCUCAAUGGCUGGCACAUGCAGUUCCCAACGCGGUUAUCUACGACUGCAGUCCAUGAUCUGCUCUUCGCGGACGACUGGGCAUCCAACACCACGACCGAAGAGGACAUGCAUCGGAGCAUGGACUUCGGACUAACAAUCAGCACGGACAGAGCGGUGGUCAUGCGCUAA
Molecule: messenger RNA, 375 nt
Organism: Spirometra erinaceieuropaei
Lineage: Eukaryota; Metazoa; Platyhelminthes; Cestoda; Diphyllobothriidea; Diphyllobothriidae
Source: the annotation of a GenBank genome assembly